Molecule: messenger RNA, 1061 nt
Organism: Apodemus sylvaticus (European woodmouse)
Lineage: Eukaryota; Metazoa; Chordata; Mammalia; Rodentia; Muridae
Gene: Atp6v1e2
Product: ATPase H+ transporting V1 subunit E2
Exons: 2
Coding region: 227-907 (226 amino acids)
Biological process (GO): proton transmembrane transport
Cellular component (GO): proton-transporting two-sector ATPase complex, catalytic domain
Molecular function (GO): proton-transporting ATPase activity, rotational mechanism
Source: RefSeq, a predicted model, not a curated record
AGCAGGCCGAGCAAGCCACCCACAGGGCAUGAUUUCUCCAGGUUCCUGCCUUGACUUCCCUCGUGAUGGGCUGUGAGCUGUAGGAGGAAGGAAACCUUCUCAAUUCAUUUUAUCUCAUCAACAGGAAGGAGGGAGUGGACAUUAGCAAUACCCUGGAAACUUGGCUCUAUAUUGAAGACACCAGAAGGUCACGGGCCCUCCCCUGCCUCCGCUUCUGAGAGCAGCCAUGGCCCUGACUGACAUAGAUGUGCAAAAGCAGAUCAAGCACAUGAUGGCCUUCAUCGAGCAGGAAGCCAACGAGAAGGCGGAGGAGAUAGACGCCAAGGCAGAGGAAGAGUUCAAUAUCGAGAAAGGCCGCCUGGUGCAGACCCAGCGCCUGAAGAUCAUGGAUUAUUUCGAGAAGAAGGAGAAACAAAUCGAGCAGCAGAAAAAAAUCCAGCUGUCCACCAUGAGAAACCAGGCCCGGAUCACAGUCCUGAGAGCCCGGGACAACCUCGUCUUAGAGUUGCUCAGAGAUGCGAAGGUGAGACUCAGCAGAAUUGUGUCGGAUGAAGUUUUCUACCAGGAUCUGCUGAACAAGCUCGUGCUCCAAGCCCUGCUCCGGCUGCUGGAGCCUGUGAUGAUUGUCCGCUGCAGGCCGCAGGACCUCCACCUGGUGGAGUCUGCCGUGCUGAGAGCCAUCCCUCAGUACAUGAUGCUCUGCCAGAAGCAUUUGGAGGUCCAGAUUGACCAAACUGAAUUCUUGGCCUCCAACGCCGCCGGAGGGGUGGAGGCCUAUAGCAGCGAUCAGAAAAUAAAGGUUUCCAAUACCCUGGAAAGUCGACUGAAUCUCGCGGCCAUGCAAAAGAUGCCAGAGAUACGAAGGUCUCUGUUUGGUGAUAAUGCAAACAGGAAGUUCUUUACAUAAGGCUCUGGGAAGGGCCUGGGUUAAAUGGCAGAGUCUUGCAAGCCUAAGUCAUUUGGACAAAGGGAACUGGGCUGGGGGGUGUCAUCUUCCUCUCUGCUCUUCCUUGGCCGCCAUUUCUUAGCUCUGAAUAGCUAAGAGCAUUAAACAUUGUUAC